Bactrocera tryoni is the source of this 1451-nucleotide messenger RNA. Its product is annotated as phospholipid scramblase 1-like. Gene Ontology annotation, cellular component: plasma membrane. The coding region runs from base 234 to 1385 and encodes 383 amino acids. Lineage: Eukaryota; Metazoa; Arthropoda; Insecta; Diptera; Tephritidae. The record is from RefSeq and is a predicted model, not a curated record. Gene Ontology annotation, biological process: plasma membrane phospholipid scrambling. Gene Ontology annotation, molecular function: phospholipid scramblase activity. The transcript is spliced from 6 exons.
UAUUAAAAGUAAAAUACUUCUCCAUCUAGCAAGUGUUUUUUGCUUGCAUUGGAAAUAAAUAUUAUCCUAAUUGUAGAAGAAUUUAUUAUUUAUUGUGCAGUGAAAUAACAUUUACUUAAGCUGGAAGCUAGUAUCGUACAUAAAUUGUUUGUGUCUCAUUAAAAAGUGGGAAAGUUUGCCAGAGAAAGCCCAAUUGACAAAAAUUUGCUUAUUGUCAGUUGUUUCAACGCACAAUGUCAAUGCCAAUGAGUAAUAUAAAUAAGGGCGGAUAUGUACCACCGGGAUUUGGAGCUGGAUAUCCACCAGGAGGAAAUGGUCCUAACAUGCCUCAAGCGGAAGGGUAUCAACCGUCAGCACCGGGAGCAUAUGGUUUUGUGCCAGGACAGCCGCAAAGUGGUUAUACGCCCGUACCUCAAAUGCCUCCCUACGGUGAGGCUCCACCGAAUUACGGUGGUCAACCAUCCCCAUAUGGUGGACAACAGCCACCUUAUGGUGGUCAACAACCACCUUAUAGGGGACAACAGCCACCUUAUGGUGGUCAACAACCGCCUUAUGGCGGCUUGCCCCAACCACAACCGCAGUUCAAUGGCGGUGGAGGCUUUCAACCAGGACCAGGGUAUGGGCCACAAGGUCCAAUAGUUACGCAACCAGGAAUGCCCCCACCAGCGCAACCAAUGGGGCCACCGGGACAACCAAUGGGACCAGCAGGCGACUGGAUGAGUAUACCCGCCGGAAUACCGAAUUGUCCACGCGGCUUGGAGUACCUUACGAUGGUCGACCAGCUUUUGGUUAAACAAAAAUGCGAAUUUUUUGAAACUUUCUCAGACUUCGAAACAAAAAAUAAAUUCUCCAUAAAAAAUGCGCUCGGCCAAAAAGUCUAUUACGCUGUAGAGGACAGCGAUUGCUGCACGCGUAAUAUGUGUGGCUCCGCACGUCCUUUUGAUAUGAAAGUUUUCGAUAAUUUCCGUAAUGAAGUCAUCCAUAUGUAUCGCCCAUUAGCCUGUUCGCAAUGUUGUUUUCCCGGUUGCCUACAAACAAUGGAAGUAUCCGCACCGCCGGGCAAUGUAAUUGGCACCAUCGAGCAAGAAUGGUCCAUCUGUUCGCCAUCAUUUCGCAUAAAAAAUCAUAUUGGCGAUACCGUGUUACGCAUCGAAGGACCCUUUUGCGUGUGCGGUAUGGCAGAAUUUAAGGUGGUUUCUUUAAAGGGUGAGCCUUUAGGGAAGAUCUCAAAACAAUGGUCUGGUUUCGUGCGCGAAUUUUUCACCGAUGCAGAUAUCUUUGGUAUUACCUUUCCGAUGGACUUGGAUGUGCGCAUGAAGGCUGUGCUUUUGGGUGCCACUUUCCUUAUUGAUGCGAUGUUCUUUGAAGAAGCAGGAAGUAAUUAAGGCAUGUUCUGAACGAUACGACUUUAAAAAAUAAAAAAUGAAAAAGUUUAUAACAAUCAAACCAUA